AUGUGGAGUGAGUGAGGAGGAGUUUGGGACCAGGCCCGUGUGUGUGUGGAUGAUACUGCAGAGUUUAUACCGUCCACACACACACACACACACACACACACUGAGGCGGAAAUCAUCAGAAACGGACUGAGCAGUGAGUGUGUGUGUGUUCAUCAUGAGCUCGUAUUUUGAUGAACAUGACUGUGAGCCCACAGACCCUGAGGAGCAAUACAGACAAAACGCCCUGCUGGAACUGGCCAGGUCCCUGAUGCAGGGUUUGGACGUGGACUUCGGCUCUCUGGAUGUUUCGGAGUGGGAUCAGCGUCUCCCUCCUCCUGCGGCCAAGAGGGAGGUGCAGAAUCUUCCUCUGGUCGUCAUCUCGCCACAGCAAGCAGAUAAAGGGCUGAAGUGUCCUGUGUGUCUUCUGGAGUUCGAGGAGCAGGAGACGGUGCGAGAGAUGCCCUGUAAACAUCUGUUCCACUCCAGCUGCAUCCUGCCCUGGCUGGGAAAGACUAACUCGUGUCCUCUGUGUCGACAUGAGCUUCCCACCGAUAGCCCUGACUAUGAAGAGUUCAAAAAGGACAAGGAUCGGAGAAGGCAGAGAGAACACCGUCUGGGGGAUCUACAUGGAGCCAUGUACACUUGACACACAUCCCUCACACACACACACAAACAGUUUAAACACAGGGUUUUAGUGUUGGCAUGUGGCUCUGACAAGCUGCUGUCUCUCAGAUGCAAGUGAGUUGGACCAAAUUUAUUUCUAUAUAAUUCUUAUAUAAAAUAGAAACGAUGCUCAGUGUCCUGUAGUCCAUAAAAAUCACGUUCUUUCCAAACAAAAAAAAAGUGCAUAGUCGUCAUGGUUACUUCAUAAUCCGGAUAUUUUUUUGUAACAUCGGAGAUAAAAAAGAAAAUGUAAUAACGUGGCUAUAUUUCAUGUCGUCUGGAUUUUUGGGGAAACGGAAAUGAUAUCUCUACAGCACACAUUUAUCAUUUAUAAAUACAUUUUCAAAAAACUAAUAAAAUAUUAUUUUAUGGAA
Messenger RNA from Silurus meridionalis, 1016 nucleotides. RefSeq names its product ring finger protein 181 (gene rnf181). Gene Ontology annotation, molecular function: ubiquitin protein ligase activity. NCBI's taxonomy places the organism in Eukaryota, Metazoa, Chordata, Actinopteri, Siluriformes, Siluridae. Gene Ontology annotation, biological process: protein ubiquitination. The transcript has 6 exons. Gene Ontology annotation, cellular component: cytoplasm. The record is from RefSeq and is a predicted model, not a curated record. The coding region runs from base 155 to 625 and encodes 156 amino acids.